This is a messenger RNA of Salmo salar (Atlantic salmon), 2781 nucleotides long. Lineage: Eukaryota; Metazoa; Chordata; Actinopteri; Salmoniformes; Salmonidae. The record is from RefSeq and is a predicted model, not a curated record.
ACCCCCACACUAUCAGUCCCUAAUGGUUCCCUAUCACCUCAGGUCAAGACCCCCACACUAUCAGUCCCCAAUGGUUCACUAUUCCCUAUCACCUCAGGUCAAGACCCCCACACUAUCAGUCCCUAAUGGUUCCCUAUCACCUCAGGUCAAGACCCCCACACUAUCAGUCCCCAAUGGUUCACUAUUCCCUAUCACCUCAGGUCAAGACCCCCACACUAUCAGUCCCCAAUGGUUCCCUAUCCCCUCAGGUCAAGACCCCCACACUAUCAGUCCCUAAUGGUUCCCUAUGCCCUCAGGUCAAGACCCCCACACUAUCAGUCCCCAAUGGUUCCCUAUUCCCUAUUCCCUCAGGUCAAGACCCCCACACUAUCAGUCCCUAAUGGUUCCCUAUCACCUCAGGUCAAGACCCCCACACUAUCAGUCCCUAAUGGUUCCCUAUUCCCUCAGGUCAAGACCCCCACACUAUCAGUCCCCAAUGGUUCCCUAUUCCCUAUCACCUCAGGUCAAGACCCCCACACUAUCAGUCCCCAAUGGUUCCCUAUCACCUCAGGUCAAGACCCCCACACUAUCAGUCCCCAUUGGUUCCCUAUGCCCUCAGGUCAAGACCCCCACACUAUCAGUCCCCAAUGGUUCCCUAUUCCCUCAGGUCAAGACCCCCACACUCAGUCCCUAAUGGUUCCCUAUCACCUCAGGUCAAGACCCCCACACUAUCAGUCCCUAAUGGUUCCCUAUUCCCUCAGGUCAAGACCCCCACACUAUCAGUCCCUAAUGGUUCCCUAUUCCCUCAGGUCAAGACCCCCACACUAUCAGUCCCUAAUGGUUCCCUAUUCCCUCAGGUCAAGACCCCCACACUAUCAGUCCCUAAUGGUUCCCUAUUCCCUAUUCCCUCAGGUCAAGACCCCCACACUAUCAGUCCCUAAUGGUUCCCUAUCCCCUCAGGUCAAGACCCCCACACUAUCAGUCCCUAAUGGUUCCCUAUUACCUAUUCCCUCAGGUCAAGACCCCCACACUAUCAGUCCCUAAUGGUUCCCUAUCCCCUCAGGUCAAGACCCCCACACUAUUAGUCCCUAAUGGUUCCCUAUCACCUCAGGUCAAGACCCCCACACUAUCAGUCCCCAAUGGUUCCCUAUUCCCUCAGGUCAAGACCCCCACACUAUCAGUCCCUAAUGGUUCCCUAUUCCCUCAGGUCAAGACCCCCACACUAUCAGUCCCUAAUGGUUCCCUAUUCCCUCAGGUCAAGACCCCCACACUAUCAGUCCCUAAUGGUUCCCUUUCACCUCAGGUCAAGACCCCCACACUAUCAGUCCCUAAUGGUUCCCUAUUCCCUCAGGUCAAGACCCCCACACUAUCAGUCCCUAAUGGUUCACUAUUCCCUAUUCCCUCAGGUCAAGACCCCCACACUAUCAGUCCCCAAUGGUUACCUAUUCCCUAUUCCCUCAGGUCAAGACCCCCACACUAUCAGUCCCCAAUGGUUCCCUAUUCCCUCAGGUCAAGACCCCCACACUAUCAGUCCCUAAUGGUUCCCUUUCACCUCAGGUCAAGACCCCCACACUCAGUCCCUAAUGGUUCCCUAUUCCCUCAGGUCAAGACCCCCACACUAUCAGUCCCUAAUGGUUCCCUUUCACCUCAGGUCAAGACCCCCACACUCAGUCCCUAAUGGUUCCCUAUUCCCUCAGGUCAAGACCCCCACACUAUCAGUCCCUAAUGGUUCCCUUUCACCUCAGGUCAAGACCCCCACACUAUCAGUCCCUAAUGGUUCCCUUUCACCUCAGGUCAAGACCCCCACACUCAGUCCCUAAUGGUUCCCUUUCACCUCAGGUCAAGACCCCCACACUAUCAGUCCCUAAUGGUUCCCUAUCACCUCAGGUCAAGACCCACAAACAAACAAAAAAUGCUCUUGAUGGUGCUCCCGGAAAACACUUCGAUGCAGCCUGACAGUAUGCUCUCGAUGGUGCUCCUGUAAAACACCGUAGGUUGAACAUUUUAGCUCCUCAGAGAUGUGUACGCCGAGGAGCUUUAAGUUUUUUGACAGUCUCCACGACGGGCCUCGUUGAUGAGGAUGGGGGCGUUCCCAGCCUGGUUCCUCCACAAUCAACUCUGUUGUUUUUUGCUAACGUUGAGGGAAAGGUUGAUUACCUGGCGCCACGCCGUCAGAGUGCCUACCUCCUCUCUGUAGGCCGUCUGGUCGUCGUUGGUAAUCGGGUCUACUACUGUCGCGUCGUCAGGGAACUUGGUGAUGGAGUUGGACCCAGUUGCGUAGGGAGGAGUUCAGACCCAGGGCCGGGAGCUUGGAGGGCGCUGUGGUAUUGAAGGUCGAGCUGUAGUCAAUGAACAGCAUUCUGACAUAUGUGUUCCCCUGGUCCAGGUGGGUGAGGGCAGUGCAGUGGUGAUGGCGUCGUCCGUGAAUCUGUCGGGGCAGUAGACGAAUUGGAGAGGGUUGAGCGUGUCGGGGAGGGAGGAGGUGAUAUGGUCUUUGACUAGUCUCUCUAAGCACUUCAUGAUGAAGGACGUUGAGUGUUACUGGUCAGUAGUCAUUCAGUAACUUUCCCUUCCUUGGGCAGCAGCACGAUGGUGGACAUCUUAAAGCAGGUGGGGAGAACAGCCCGAGCUAGAGGGAGAUUAAAAAUGUCAGAAAAACACAACAGCGAGCUGGUCUGCACAUGCUCCAAGGGGCACGGCUAGGAUCCUCCCAUCUAGAGAAUAGGGAGCCAUUAUGGACUUUCCCUGUUGUGUAAAUGACAGUAUUGACGUACACUGCUGACUGAUUCUGUUGUUGUCUUG